Messenger RNA from Marasmius oreades (fairy-ring Marasmius), 3759 nucleotides. RefSeq lists its product as uncharacterized. The record is from RefSeq and is a predicted model, not a curated record. NCBI's taxonomy places the organism in Eukaryota, Fungi, Basidiomycota, Agaricomycetes, Agaricales, Marasmiaceae. The coding region runs from base 58 to 3540 and encodes 1160 amino acids. The transcript is spliced from 6 exons.
CUUCAGUUGACCCGCUCUGACCGCCUUAUAACGGAGCGCUUGCUCCCUCACAUCACCAUGUCCCAUACCAAUCUCCUGCAAUGGAGCAAUUCUAUUCGUUUUCUCAUUGCCAAUGAUUCUGGCCGAGAAUCUUUCCAACAGCAGAUCAAUACUCAUGGGUUUCUUUUUCUCGACGACUACCUCAACAACAUCCUUGUGAAACCGAAGCAAGAUGCACUUAUUGACCUCGUAAAGACGCCUAGUCGCCAGAAGAACCAUAUUCAAAUAUCCAAGAUCAAGAACCCUUCACCGUCAAAACUGAACAGAGUUAUGUCUUUAGAGGAUGAUGGCGACAAAGAGAACGCUUCACCUGUCAACAACUUCCAUAAGGCGCUUCUACAGGCAAGAGAAAAGGAAGACCAGCCUCGCCUUCCGACUGCACCUCUCGAGGUCCCUGUUACACCCCACCCGACUCAAGACUCCUCGAUCUCUGCUCACGAACCAAAUUCGUAUACGUUGGUAACCCCCGUUGUAUCAGUGACUUCGACCGAAGAUCCUACGGAGGUGGCGGAACAUUACGCUCCCCUCGAGCUUUCAGUAAUUGCUGAAGACGAUGAAUUAGCAGACCGUUCUAGGAUGUCGUCGCAUCCUUCCCCGGAGAAAUUUACUCAAUCCCCCACGAAGACCCAAGACCUGCCCGACGUAGUUGAGCAAGAGACCUCGACGAACGCAGCCGUCCAACCUUCAAAUCCGAAUGACUCAAUGCAUACCGCAGAUGCUAUUCUGCCACUAGCCGACACCUUCCACGCUAUUCCCUCGGAAUCUGCCCUGGUUCCACUCCUUCCCACCGUUGAUGAAACCGACACGCAACACGUUACGCAAGAGGUCACAGCGGAAAUCGAAGUGGAACGAAAGUCUACGGAAGAUGCUCAAACAGAACAGAACGACCCAACGCUCUCACUCGCUGGAACGAAAGGGGAGGACCAUACCAGUACCAUUCCAGUUUUCCCAUCACUCCCUGCUCCCAUCCCCAUUCGAAAAUCUGUCCGUGUACUCUCUGAAACCUCUGCCGAACCAGGUUUCCUUGGUGCUUUCACUCCCGCUGCUGCCAUCACCAAGCGAACCUCAUGGCUGAUGAAGUCCAGGGAGGUGAAAGCCCUCGAAUCUGUCAACGGUAAAGCAACGAAUUUCGCGACCGUUAGUACACACGUAACCACUAUUCCCGGAGUCCCCAGCAAGAGAAAGAGUGAUGAUAUGCUUGGCGCAGGUGUUCCAGGAAUGGCACGGCAAGAUGAAGGGGAGCGCGCCGCAAAAGUUGCGAAGAAGGUGGAUACUGAUAUGAUACCGCGGAAGGUAGGAGAGGAAGAACGACCUGAGACCCCAACAGAAGCUGCCAAUGAGGGUGACGAAUUUACCCAGGUGUUGGAACCGCAGGGCGGAGAACAGAAAGGAAUGCUGGAUCAGUUCAAGAGGACCGUCGAAGGUCUCGGUGCGCGUUUCGGUAAGAGUACGGGGAAGUCGAUGGGCGGAGGGUUGAUUUCAAAUGCACUUGCGGAGGCACGCGCUGCUGCGGAAGCCAAAGUUGCCGAAAGGAAUAGACGAGACGAAGAUGUCAUGAUGGACGGGCCGUCCCUCAGUAAAUUGCUGGGUACGAACGAACCUGUUUCAGAGCCGCCUAGUACGGGCUCGUCACUUCAACAGGCGGACUUAAGUACUCAGGGUGUGGAAGUUGUCGCCGUUGAUCUUCCCAGUCAACCAUGCCAUUCACGGCUAAGUGUGUCUGACCUUGCUCUACCAGAAGAUUCGAAGGAACAGGAUUCCGAAAGGAAGAAUAUAUUGUCACUAUUCCCUCCAGAGCACGAGAAUAAACUCCUUUCUCAGACUAACAAACCCUCCUCGACAACGCCCGUUUCUCCAUUCGGCAAGUUAUUUGACAAGACGUCUCCAGUUUUCAUACCUCCGUCGCUACCUCCUGCUACUUCCAAACCUGCACAACCGGUGUCACCUCGUUUGGCAUCUACGAAACCACCUUCUAUUACCGUUGGGUUGUCCCCAAGGCUACCUGCCUCGCCUCCCAUGGGACAACAGAAACGACCGCCUCUUUCUGCGCAAUCGACUUGGGAGAGCCUUAAGAGUGAAGCUUCCGAGAGGGUGUUCAGCAGUCAAGAGCCACCAGCUUGGAUGCCUUCGAGCCAAGAUACAGAGUAUUCUGCUGCAUAUGAAGCUCAACCACAGCGAUUCACUCAGUCGGACGAAGAUGAUAGCUGGCCGAUUGACGGCAAGCUUGGGGAGAAGAUUAAGCAGUGGCCAUUCGGAAUGACGCUCAACAAUGAUAGGGAUAGCCUCACAUGGAGUUCUGCGCCCACCGACAGUCAGAAGCUCAAUACAAAUGUGGAUGAGAUGGAGGUGACUGAGGACCAUAGCCAGGGUCCCGUAACACAUGAUCAUAAUGUGCCCGGCUCAUACUGCAUGGACAUGGACGAUGAAGAAGAGUCAGCCGAUAAGGAUGCUGAUAUGAGUAUCGAUAAUGUUAAACCGACUGUCAGUUUUGUGGAGUCCACGGUGCCGCAACAAGAUAGAAGUAUACCGUUAUCAUCAUCGCAAACUGAAGAACAAUCGCAGCCAUCGCAAGGAGGAUUCUUUGGACAUGCCACAAAGUUGGUCAGCAAUGUACUCGGUACAAAUAAGAAGCCCAAGGCAGAGGUGAAAAGUUUGCAACUAGCGGCUGCUGCUGCCAAGAAGCAACAGGAGGAGAAGGAUAAGAAAGCGACUGUCUUGAAGAACAUGGAGAGCCGACGACAGUUGGUCUUGCAGAAGAAGGUGGAAGAGGAAAGAACCCGGCAACUCGAAGAGGAACGAAAAAUGAAAGAAGAAGCUGAAAGGCGGAAACGAGAACGGGAAGAGCACACAGGCAAGAUUCUUGUGAAGCCGGCCGCAAAGAAGGAGGACGACCUCACUGGCAAACGCAAGAUUGAACUCAAGAAGCCAGUCGCAGGAGGCCUGAACUCAUCUGCAUCUUCGAAGCCGACCUUCAAGCCAGCAAUUAAGUCGACCCCUUCCACGGUUUCCGUGGUUGGCUCUUCCAGUAUUGGCAUGCCACCUGCGAAUUCCGUGUCGAAGAUGAAGGCGAAAACCCCGGCGAAAGGUGAAGACGACGAUUUUGCUCAGCCGUCACAAGUGGUCCAGAACCAAAUGAGCGCACGCGCCAAAGCGCAGAUUCAAGCAUCUAAACAAACGGAAUCUGUCAUUCCUAGCGAAAGCAUCGAGUUACCUGAAAUCAAUAGUGAAUAUUCGGACUCCGACGAUGAAGACCGAAAAAGAGCUUUUGAUCCCCCGGAUUGGGCACAGUCGCCGGAGUUGAGACAGGCAUUGCAGAUGCAAAGCACUAUAAACCCGGAUGAGAUAUUCGGAGCCAUUCAGCCACUUCGAAUGGAAGAGAUAUUUAGGAAUGGCAGGACAAGCCGAUUCAGACCUAGAAGUAGCUCCGCCAAUUGGAACGGGACCGAUAGACUGACUGCAGAGGAAGAGAGAGACUAUGCCCGGCGGAUGGGUUUUAGAUGAAUUUCGGGCAGUUGGGUCCAUCUCUGGGAGUCCUUGAGACAGACCAAAAUUUUCGGUUUUUUUGCAGCAUCUCCAUCCACUUAUGUACUCUAGAAUAUUUUUCACCCGCUAAACUAUUCAAAACCUUGAUUGAAUAGGUUGCGAGAUGCGCACUGGAGCUCAGGGUUAAUUAGCCAUAACAACCAGUAUACUCAGUUGGAGUAUCGCAUUCAUAAGACC